AAUUUAAAUUGUUUUUUUACAUUUUUAUAUUAUAUGUAGAAAAUUUCGGAUGCAGUGCUUCCGAAAUGCUGGUUGGUAUGACAUAUUUGUCCAGGCUUGCCUGGGUACAGCGAGGGUUGCCCUCCUUUCUCUGACCAUGACCCACCCCGAUAGCCCCCAGCUAAAUAGUAGCUCUCAGCCCCGUUUCAAUGCUCCCCCGCGUUCGUAACUAUCCCGACAUGCGCAACGCGUUCUCGCGUAUAUUGUGUGCGUAUGUGCACGUGUAAGAUGCCUCGUAUUCAUUCGCCAAUUUCGCACAGUAUGUAACAGGUGAAUGAGGUCAAAUAGUUUAGUUAUUCCUACUCACCGAUUGCUAGGAAAUUCUUUUUUAUUAGAUACUGUGCUCUCAGUUUUAAAUAUCAUCUUAUGUGUGAUUACAAUUGUUGAAACUAAGAAGUGUAACAAACUGUAUUAUCCAAAGUAUAAAAAAAUUUCUAAUAAUAAUACAAAUACGUUUUAAAGUUUGUGAAAUCUAAAUAGUUUAAAAUUUAAAGAAAUCAUUAAAAUAUAGAUUUUUUAAAAAUGUUACUUGGAAAUUUACUAAUUAAAGUUAACGAUGAAAAUUUCUAACUUAUAAUCUAACUUAUAAUCAACGCACUAAAAUGUUUAAACAUGAUCUAGGUCAGUUCCUUCGAAUCUUGCAGCUAGUUAUGUUAAUUCUAUAUUGCAUUAAUAUAACUUCACCUUUUUGUUUAAGUUGAACUAUAAUAUGAACUAAAUAUAGUUAAAGAGAAACUGGUAAAUCGCUCUACUUUAACUAAAUCAUACUAUUGGUGAAACUCAGAAUCGAUUAUAAGCACAGGAGCUAGCGUGCAGGUUUAUUCAGCCACAAAGCACACUGCGGUACAAGGCGCGCGUUGACAGUGAAAGUUCCAAAAACGAAUCCACUUAGCUUCGGCAAGUCGUUGCUAUUGGUGCCGCUAGCUCUCUCUUGUGUCUGCCGUUCCACUCUCAACUCUCAAGCGACUCCACCACGAUCCGCCUGGCCUCAGUCGAAGGUGAACCGUCGGAGUCGUAACUUCAACGCUCGUUGCGUCCCUCAUUGCGGCUUUCAAUUCUGUCAUUGAAAGUUAAUGAAUUUCGGAUAAUAGAUGUGCGUAUAACAAUAUGUUAUGUGCGAAUAAUCGUAUGAAAGUGUUUGUGUCGAUGUGAUCAUUUUGUGAGCGAUUAUGCAUUAUUAAUAUUGUAUGAAAAAAAUUGUGAUUUUGUGGUUUUCAUCGAUUUUUAAAGGACAUGAAGAAAAAAUCUUACAUUGACAGUUUUUAUAGACGAUAUUUUUAUCCAUGAUUGUUUUGUAAAUCUUACAUAGAGAUUAUUAAAGACAAUUCUUCAUUAAUCUCAAAAACAUUGAAAAUACGGACAAUACUAGUAAUAGAAAUUAAGAAGAGAAGAGUUAAAAGGUGGUGGUGAAUGGUGAGAUGCUGCAAACAAUGCCACGGAUACCUGUCGCAGCAGUACGGAGAAGGUGGAGCAACAAGUAUAUUGAAAAUCUUCAAGAAUCUAGUCCAGAAGUGUCGAGUAGUGAUACAUUUUCGUCAAGUUUUCAAGCAGAUUCGAGUGCAUCAGUGCGUGAAGAAGAUCUUCAACUUUGGGAUUUGGAUCUUCAUCGAGGACUCAAGACAGAAUCUGAAACUGAUCACUACCGCACCAUCACCACCAGCGCUGCAGAAUUAAUUAAUAACGAUCAACCAUCUUCACCUUUCUCUGCCUCUAUCCAAGGUAAAUUCAAUCAAUGACGAAACUGUUGUAAAAUUCCUACAAUAGCGAGUAUAAUUACUAUAAAAAAUUAUGAAAACUUGGUACAAUUUUCAAAUUUUGAAACUUUUAAAAAUUUACGUUCCUCAUUUU
Molecule: messenger RNA, 1887 nt
Organism: Wasmannia auropunctata (little fire ant)
Lineage: Eukaryota; Metazoa; Arthropoda; Insecta; Hymenoptera; Formicidae
Exons: 2
Coding region: 1458-1775 (105 amino acids)
Source: RefSeq, a predicted model, not a curated record